Molecule: messenger RNA, 1739 nt
Organism: Papilio machaon (common yellow swallowtail)
Lineage: Eukaryota; Metazoa; Arthropoda; Insecta; Lepidoptera; Papilionidae
Exons: 3
Coding region: 135-1739 (534 amino acids)
Source: RefSeq, a predicted model, not a curated record
AGCUUUUGAUAUUUUGUUGUCACUUUAAUCAUCCAAAAAAAAUAUUUUCGAGUUCAAAAGUCCCUACUAUGAUUUCUUGUACACUAUUUUGCGAGAAAAGCAAACGGUUGUAAUUUAUAAAUAAAAGUAACAAAAUGUUGGAAGCUGAGGAAGUUGAUGUUGAUUUCUUUACACCAGUUUCAAGCACAUCUUUAUCAAAAAUAUUUAGUACUGACAAACAUAUAGAAGACAAAGAAAAUGCUUCUUUGGUAUAUGUACCACAGCCAGUUCAAAAUGAUGCACUGCAGAAACAUGAAGAGUCUAAAGCUUCACAUAUAAUCUACGCUAGCGUUUUUUAUGCUUAUGAAUGGUCUAAUAAUGCAUAUGUUUCUAAAGGGAAAACAGGUGCUGCUAUUUUAAAAAAUCAAAAAACUGAACGAUAUAACAUUAUUUUAUAUGAUUCCAAUAAAGUUACUUUGUCAUGUACAAACAUUUCUCCACAACUGAAGGUAGUUGUUAAGGAAAAUGCAAAUUUAUCAUUUUAUGAUAACACAGGAAAAUAUUGGAGUUUAUAUGGCACUGAAGCCGAAAUUUCUAAAUGUAUUGAGAACUUAAAAUUGUUUGGUGUUACUAUAGAUAAUUCAAAUGAGGAUAGUAAAAGUCAGCCUGAAAUUAUGAAAUGUGAAGAAAAUAACACAUUGACUCAAAAUCCUACAGAUCAUAAGGAGAGCGACACAGAUUCAUCAAUAAAUAGGAGAACUAAAGAUUCCAUUUUAAAAAGAAUGGCUACUAUGGGACAUUCGGUGUUACCAAUGCAAUCUACAAAUUAUACUAAGUCUAAUUCUUCUGAUUCUGAUGAUAGUGCCGAAAAAGUCAUAAGGCAUAAGCCUCAAAGAAGUAUAGGAAAAACUAAAGCAUCUGAAAGAAUAGAUUGCACCGACAGUUGUACAGAAAUUAAUUGGAAAAAAACAAGUCCAAUUUCACAAAGCCCAGAAAAUAUCACGGUUACUUCAUAUGAUCAUCGGAUUGUGCCAAUUUCAGGUUCUAAUAUAAUUAAUAACCCAAUUCUAAACAACUCAAAUGAAUUGAAUUUAUUUAUGUCUGAACAAAGAAUAAGCAAUAGUGAAAUAAGAAUAAAUAUGAAUAGAAUGACAGACAAACUGGAUAAAAUAUUGGACAACAUCCAAGGGGUGUGCAAUAAAGGGAAUAAUAACAUUGGAUAUGAAAAUAAUAUAAUUCAAAAGUUAUUAGCUGAAUAUGAAAAUAAAAUAAAGUUAUAUGAAGAUUUCAUAAUGUCAAAAGGAUUGGAUUGUAGCAUUUUAAAAUUAUCACAAAAGCAAGAAAAUGAUGACUUAAAUAUCCACAAAAAUAAAAUUACCAACCUUCAAAGCAUUAUUGAAACACAGGAAAAGGAAAAUUCUAGAUUGUGUAAUGAAUUAAAGUCUUUGGAAGAAAAGUAUAAGAUAUUAUGCAAAGAAAGAGAAGAAGAGUAUGAUAUUAAAAUGAAAGAAGUAACAUCCUUAAGAUAUGAACUGAAUGUUAAAAAUGAGGAAUUAAAAACCCAAGCAGUUGAAAUGGAAAAUAAUAAGAUGCAGAAUAAAGAUGAUAUUAAAAAUAAACUUAAAUCUAUAAUGAAUAGAACAUUUCAUGCUCUGUCUGCCAAUUUCAAUGUCAAUGAAAGUUACAGUGGAACUGCCGUUAAAUCAUUACUCGCGAGUGUUAUUAAAAAAGAAACAAUAGAAGCAUUAAAUGAUGUGUAA